AUGGCUUUAAGCAUUUUUGAAUCAGUUGUGCUUAUUCUGAAUGCAUUAAUUGAUGACUUUUUGGGCCGUGGGCUACGCUAUUUCACAAAUGGAAAAGUCAACAUAAAGCUUGAUGCUGUUUCCACCGCAGCCUGUCAGUUUUUUGAAUUUGCAGAGCUAUGGAAUGGCUUUAUAGCCGCCUACAUUAUGCUUGCGUUUGGAAUUGACCGAGUGUUAUCUAUCAGCCUUCCUCAUAAGUUUCAUCGGGACCUUCUUAUUAACGAAACUCUGAUCGUCUACAUGGCAAUAAUGAUUGUUGGAGCCGCACUAAGCGCACCCGUCGCGGCGAAUUUCGGAAUUAAGUACGACGAGCAUGAUACAAUUAAGCCAUGGCAUCCACAGGCUCGCAGUAAGCGAUGA
This is a messenger RNA of Mesocestoides corti, 399 nucleotides long. The record is from the annotation of a GenBank genome assembly. NCBI's taxonomy places the organism in Eukaryota, Metazoa, Platyhelminthes, Cestoda, Cyclophyllidea, Mesocestoididae.